Messenger RNA from Purpureocillium lilacinum, 5364 nucleotides. RefSeq names its product rRNA biogenesis protein rrp5. The record is from RefSeq and is a predicted model, not a curated record. Gene Ontology annotation, molecular function: protein binding; RNA binding. Lineage: Eukaryota; Fungi; Ascomycota; Sordariomycetes; Hypocreales; Ophiocordycipitaceae. Gene Ontology annotation, cellular component: small-subunit processome; nucleolus. Gene Ontology annotation, biological process: rRNA processing.
AUGAGCAACCUCAAGCGGAAGGAGGCCCCCGACGGCACUCCUUCGUCAAAGACGGCCAAGAAAUUAAAAGAGGCCCGUCCCGCCAAGAAGGAUGCGACACCCAAAGAUACGACCACGGCGGGCAAGCCCUCCAAGAAGCCGACCGAACCCAAGGCGCCCGUCGUUUCCCUGCUCAAGGAUGACGAGCCCAUUUUCCCCCGAGGCGGCGGAAGCGUCUUGACGCCCCUGGAGCAGAAGCAGAUCCAAUUGGAGGCCAAGGCCGACGCCAUGCGCGACGAGGAAUUCGACACCGGCGGCAAGGCGCAAAAGAAGAAGAAGCGCAAGAUGUCUCUCAAGAGCGAUGGCAAAGCCGGUUCCAGCAAGAAGAAUACCGAAGAUAAUAUCAAAGUGGAGAGUCUCAACUUCAAGAAAUUGGUCAAGGGCUCGCUCGUCCUCGGACAGGUGACGCGCAUCAAUCGUCUCGACCUCGAAGUCGCCCUGCCCAACAAUCUGGCGGGCCGCGUCUCGAUUGUCGCCGUUUCCGAGCAGCUGACCAACAGGCUGCAAAGCAACGCUGCCGAAAAGGACGACGACGACGAUGACGAAGAGUCCUCCGACGAGAGCAACGCCGACCUCAAGAGCCUCUUUGCCGUCGGACAGUACCUCCGGGUGUACGUCGUCUCGACGCUCGACGAGUCAGCAGUGACCGGCAAGGCACGGAGAAAAAUCGAGCUGUCGCUGCGACCGGCCGAGACCAACGAAGGCCUCGACAAAGACGACAUUGUUGCCAACGGCACGGUCAUGGCCUCCGUCGUCAGCGUUGAGGACCAUGGCUGCGUCAUGGACAUCGGGAUCCCGGGGCUGCGCGCUUUCCUGCCGACAGGAGAGAUUGAUUCGAGCAUAGAUCGAGAUCGACUGCAGCCAGGAUCCGUCUUCCUGUGCCACGUUACCGGCAAGGGCAAGGGCAAAGUCGUCCAGCUCUCGCUGCAGCAAAAGGCCCUGGGCAAUGUCAAGGCGGUGCCCACCGAGGCGACCACAAUCAGCACUUUCCUACCUGGUACCGCUGUCGACGUCCUGGUCUCGCACGCCGAUCAUCGCGGCCUUUCCGGCAAGGUCAUGGGCAGCUUGGAUGUCACGGCCGAUCUCGUCCACUCCGGCGCGGGGCCCAACGACACGAAGCUGGAAGAGACCUACAAAGUCGGCAGCAAAGUCAAGGCCCGCGUGAUUUGCAACUUUCCGACCGCAAAGGAACCCAAGCUGGGUAUUUCCCUGCUGCCGCACGUCACGUCCCUGAGCCGAAUGUAUCCCGCCCAGGAUGCUAACAACCUCCCGACUGUCGUGCUCCCUAUUUCAUCUCUCGUGGAGAAAUGCACAGUCCGCCAUGUAGAGUCUGCAAUUGGACUGUUUGUGGACACGGGCGUCGCUGGACUUAGCGGGUUUGUGCACAUUUCGCGAGUCAAGGACGGCAAGGUGGACGCGCUGUAUCAGACGAGCGGCCCCUACCAAGUCGGAUCCGUCCACAAGGGCCGCGUCAUUGGCUACAGCGAAAUGGACGGCAUCUUCCACAUCUCCUUCGAGAAGAGCAUCCUCGAGCAGCAAUACAUUCGCCUCGAGGACGUUCCCGUCGGUGCGGUGGUCAGCUGCGAAAUCGAAAAGCUGGUCAUCAAGGAGGAUGGCGUGGCUGGCCUGAUUCUGAAGGUCGCCGAGGGAAUCAACGGCUUCGUCCCCGAGCGUCACAUGUCGGAUAUCCGACUGCAGCACCCCGAGAAGAAGUUUCGCGAGGGCAUGAAGGUCAAGGCUAGGGUUCUGUCGACGAACCCCGCCAAGAGGACCAUGCGCCUCACUCUCAAGAAGACUCUUGUCAACUCGGACGCGCCGCCCAUCAAGUCGUACAGCGAGGUCAGCGUUGGCAUGCAGGUUCCUGGCACAAUCGUCAAGCUUCAGCCCAACGGUGCUCACAUCAAGUUCUACGGCGCCCUGCGAGGCUUCCUCCCGGUUUCGGAAAUGAGCGAGGCGUACAUCCGUGAUCCUAACGAGCACUUCCGCGUGGGCCAGGUCGUCAACGUCCACGUCUUGGACGUCGACUCCGAGCAAACGAGACUGGUCGUGUCUUGCAAGGACCCUGGCGCUUUCGGUUUGGAGAAGCAGACGGCGUUAAAGAACAUCAAGCUGGGCGACGUGGUUUCCGGUAAGGUGACGCAAAAGACCGAGGACCAGGUGUUUGUGGAGCUGGCCGACAGUCAGCUCAAGGCCAUUCUGCCCGUGGGCCACCUGACCGACAACAAAUCGGCGUCCAAGGUUCAGUUUGCCCUGAAGCGCAUCUCGACUGGGCAGACUCUGUCAAACCUCGUGGUGAUAGAUAAGAACGACCAACGCCGAGCCAUUAUCCUCACCCAGAAGGCGAGUCUGAUCCAGGCUGCCAAGGACGGCAAGCUUCCGUCUACUUUCGAAGAGGUCAAGAUCGGUAGCAUUCUGCCCGGUUUCGUGCGCAACAUCACUCAGAGCGCCGUCUUCAUCCAAUUCUCCGGAGGCCUUCACGCGUUGCUGCCCAAGGCCAGACUGCCUGCCGACGCUCAGAGCAAGCCCGACUUUGGCCUGCAAAAGUACCAGUCUAUUGAGGUUAAGGUCGUGUCGACCAUUCCAGAGCUGCGCCGCGUCAUGGUUGCUCCCUCGUCUGCAACGGAGGAGCCCGAGAAGCCGAAGCGCGCGGAGAAGGCCCCAGCGCCCGAGGACGGCCUUAAGGUUGGCAGCAUCGUGCAGGCCAGCAUCACAUCCGUCAAGCAGACGCAGCUGAACGUGCAGCUGGUGGGCACGGGUGUCCAGGGACGUAUCGACGUUUCUCAAGUCUUUGACAAAUGGGACGACAUCCCCGACCCUAAGGACCCCCUCGAGAAAUUCCGCAAGAAGCAGCAGUUGAAAGUCAAGGUCAUUGGCGUUCAUGAUGCCAAGGAUCACCGCUUCCUUCCUCUGUCGCAUCGCUCGGCGCACUCGGUGUUGGAGCUGUCAGCUAAGCCGAGUGACCUGAAGAGCGAGGCUUCGGAACCUCUCGGGCUCGAUUCGAUCAAGGUUGGAGAGACACACGUCGCCUUUGUCAACAACGUGACUCCUCAGUACCUGUGGGUUAACCUGUCGCCAAACGUCCGCGGCCGUGUCUCGGCCAUGGAGGCGUCGGACGACUCCUCGCUGCUCAACGACUUGCACGCGCAUUUCCCCAUCGGCUCCGCCAUGCGCGUGCGGGUUACGUCGGUGGAUACCGAGAACAAGCACCUGGAUCUCUCUGCGCGGUCAUCAAGCUCGUCCGAGUCCAUUACCUGGGCUUCACUGAAGCCAAACAUGUUCCUGCCUGGUCGCAUCACCAAGGUCAACGAGCGCCAAGUGCUGGUCAAACUCAGCGAGACCGUCUCGGGUCCCGUUCACCUGCCUGACAUGGCUGACAACUUUGACGACAUUGACACCUCUGAAUACAAGAAGAACGACAUUGUGCGCGUCUCCGUGGUGGAAGUGGACGCGCCCAACAAGCGACUCCGCCUGUCGCUUCGCCCCUCGCGCAUCAUGAGCUCGACGCUGCCAGUGACCGACAAGGAGAUAACCAGCUUCUCCCAGAUCUCCAGUGGCGAUAUUGUUCGCGGCUUCGUGAAGAAUGUGGCUGAUAAGGGUCUCUUCGUCCUCCUCGGCGGGCAGGUGACGGCUCUCGUCAAGAUUGCCAACUUGUCAGACCGCUUCUUGAAGGAGUGGAAGGAUCAGUUUCAGGUUGACCAGCUGGUCAAGGGCCGUGUCAUUGCCGUCGAUGCCGCCGUGCGCCAGGUCGAGCUGAGCCUGAAGGCUUCGAUGGUUGAGGAGGACUACACCCCGCCGAUGACCUUCAAGGACAUCAAGGAGGGCCAGGUCGUGACGGGUAAAGUGCGCAAGGUCGAGGAGUUUGGCGCGUUCAUCCUCGUCGACAACUCUGCCAAUGUCAGCGGCUUGUGCCACCGCAGCCAGAUGGCCGACAAGGCCGUCAAGGACGCGACGAAGCUCUACAAGGAGGGCGAUGCGGUCAAGGCAAAGGUUCUCGAAGUAGACGCCGACAAGCGACGCAUCUCGUUUGGCCUGAAGCCAUCAUUGUUCGAGGACGAGGACAGCGACAUGGACUCGGAUGCCGGCGCGCCCUUGGAGGAUGAGAGCGACGAAGAUGUCGAGAUGGACGAGGGCGCCUUGCUCAAAAUCCUGGGUACCGAUAACAUGGAUGACUCUGACGAAGAUGAGGGUGAAGAAGAUGAUGACGAGGACGAGGACGAGGAUGAGGCUGAGGAAGACGAGGGCAGCGACGAGGAUGAAGAGAUGGAAGACGCACCCAACGCCAAGACCAGCGGCCUCGGCUUGGGCAAAAAGUCGGCUUGGGCGGCUGACCCAUUCGAUGAGCCUGGCUCAGAAUCCGACGACGACGAGCAGGUUGUCUCGGAAAAGAAGAAGAGGAGAAGAAAGGGCGAGGUCCAGGUGGAUAAGACGGCCGAGCUAGACGCACACGGGCCGCAGACAUCGAGCGACUACGAGCGACUACUUCUGGGACAGCCCGACUCAUCUGCUCUCUGGAUCGCCUACAUGUCAUUCCAGAUGCAGGUGAGCGACCUGUCCAAGGCCAGAGAGGUUGCCGAGCGCGCCAUAAAGAGCAUCAACAUCCGGGAAGAGACGGAGAAGCUCAACGUCUGGGUCGCAUACCUCAACUUGGAAGUCGCCUACGGCAGCAAGCAGACUGUGGAGGACGUUUUUAAGCGGGCAUGCCAGUACAAUGACGAGCAGACGGUGCACGAGAAGCUGGCGAGCAAUUAUAUCGGCCUGAACAAGCACAAGGAGGCCGAUGCGCUCUUCGAAACGAUGCUGAAGAAGUUUGGAGCCAAGUCUCCCAAGGUAUGGACAAACUAUGCGCACUUCCUGCACCACACGCACAACGACCCUGCACGGGCACGGGCUCUGCUGCCGCGCGCGACGCAGCAGCUGGACAAGCGACACCACCAGGCCAUCAUCAGCGGGUUCGCCGCGCUCGAGUUUACCUCAGACAACGGUGAGCCGGAGCGUGGUCGCACCAUGUUUGAGGGCCUGCUGUCGACGUGGCCGAAGAAGGGCGACCUCUGGAGCCAGCUGCUGGAUCUGGAGACGAGACGGGGCGCGGAGGCGGACCAGGCGGCGGUGCGGGACGUGUUUGAGCGCAGGACUCGUGUCAGGGGCCUGAAGCCGCAGCAGGCCGAGAGGUGGUUCCGGCGAUGGGCAGAGUGGGAAGAGAAGCUCGACCCCAAGGGUCGGGAGCGGGUGAUGGCCAAGGCGCAGGACUGGGCGGCGCAGUUCAAGGCGCGCAAGGAGGCCGACGCGGCGGCGGCGGCGGAGGCAGACGAGGAGAUGGAGGAGUGA